Molecule: messenger RNA, 1716 nt
Organism: Caenorhabditis bovis
Lineage: Eukaryota; Metazoa; Nematoda; Chromadorea; Rhabditida; Rhabditidae
Source: the annotation of a GenBank genome assembly
AUGCGAAUUUUGGCAAUUUUUUGCUUUUUGUCCGCGAUUCGAGCCGUCAAAAUUGCGCUUUUCCCGUCGACGGGAUGCUUCAGCCACGAUGUGAUGAUGAAAGAGAUUGGCGCGCAACUUGACGGGCCGACGACGAACAUCACGUGGAUUCAGACGUACCUCUACGAGUUCGGAUUCGGCGAGAUUCGCCUGCCGGAUGCGUGGAAUCGCCUGGCGUUGUAUGGCGUCGACGAGAAAGGUGAGCAAUUGCACGAGAAGACCGGCAAACUGGUGUGGCGACAGAACGUGCCGUACGACUUCCAGACGCCGUUUCAAUUCGACGGAAUUCGCUCGUUCAUCGUAAUGCUCCAACGUCAUCAGGAGUACUGCACAAAGAUGCUUCACGAUCCGCGAUAUCAGCAGUUGAGAUACGAGAAUAUCACGGUGGCCGUGUUGGAUCAUUUUUUGCAGGAAUGCAUGGGCGGUCUUGCGCAUUUGCUCAACGCAUCCGUCGUCCAAUUCAGCAAUUGGCCGGUUGCUGACGGCUACAUCACCAGCCUCAACCUGCCGGCGAGUCCGGCAGCUGUGCCGAAAACCGGAACGCGUCUCUCGAGCUACUCGAUGACGUUUUUGCAGCGAUGCCAGAAUCUCCUUUUCCAUAUUGCCAUCGUCUUCACAAGAUUUGUGCAAAUGCAAACACUCGAUCGAAUGUUCGCCAGAAACGGCUAUCCAUGGAUUCGCGUCGAGACGAAUGAAGCGCAGCGGCCAAUCUACGCGGGCCGCUCCGAAUUAUUGUUCGAGACGAUUCGACCCAUCAACUAUCGGGUGAAGUACUUCGGAUCUGCGUCGAUGAAGAGCCCUCAUCACUACGUCAGCUCAAUCGGUCAUCUGAAUUCGGCGUCGCCGACGACGUCAACAGUCGUUCGUCGAAACGCGUCGAGUCCGGAAGACGAAUGCAUUCCGACGAACGUUGCUCGACGACGGUCUUGGCUGUUCGACAAAGUGCGGAAUCGCGAGCAAAUCGAGGCGCGUCGGACGAUGCUUCGUCAAAAAUAUGCGACGAUCGAUUGGAAUCGCGUCGAUCGCGAGCCGUUCGUGUUGGUGAGCUUCGGCAGCGUGGCGCAGGUCACCAAAAUGCACCAAGAGCUCCUCGCCCAUCUUCUCGACACAUUCUCGUCGCAGCCCGGAUUGAUCAUUUGGCAGUCGGAUUUGAGUGGCCAACAAAUGCGCGCCAAGUUCAAUUUGACGGUCCCGUCGAAUGUGAUGAUCAGUGGAUGGGUGCCGAUUAAAGAGCUUCUCGCCCACGAGAACAUCAACUAUAUUAUUUGUCACGGCGGAAUCAACACCGUCAACGAGUUGGCGCUCUUCGGGGUGCCGGUGCUCGGCGUGCCGCUUCAGGGCGACCAAAUAUCGAAUCUGGCGAGGAUCGCAGAUCUCGGCGCCGCCGAAUUGAUGACGGUCCACGAGUUGGAUGGUCUCGGCGCGAAAAUGCACGAGAUGCGACGCAAUAUCGAGCGGUAUUGGUCUCGAAGCGAGCAACUCGCGCGAAUGCUUCAAACCCAUCGCGAGCUGCACAAGGAUUAUCAGAGAUUCUGGUUGAAUUGGGUGGCGAGGAACGGCAAACGAAUCGAGCGUCGCAAAUUUCUGCGAUUCGAGUAUUUGGGCGAUCUCGAAAAUCGACUAUGGGCGGCGAUUGGUGUUGCGAUCGUCGCCGGUCUCGUGACGCUUUACCAAUAA